Messenger RNA from Pelagomonas calceolata, 729 nucleotides. Lineage: Eukaryota; Pelagophyceae; Pelagomonadales; Pelagomonadaceae. The record is from the annotation of a GenBank genome assembly.
AUGGCCUUCACUACAGUGGCACUGCUGGCGGGCUGCCUCGGGCGCGCUGCCGCAGAGGCCUGCUCGUGCAAAGCAACGUGGAGCAACACCUUCUGCUCCAACCAAGAGGGCUGCCCAGCAACUGCCUGCGACGGUUCGUCCUUCAACUGGUGCGAAGUCGAACCCGCCGGCUGCGACGGGAGCUUCUACAGCUCGUACCAUGGGCACUACUGGAUGAUUUGCGAUCAGUCGACGCCCGUGAGCGGUCCAACUGACCAACCCUCCCAAUCGCCUCAUGAUGAUGAUGAUGAUGAUGACUCUCCCAUGAUGACUACAAUGAUCCUCGUCGCCCUUGUCCUUGCCUGCCUCCCUUUGUGCUGCUGCUGUGUGUUUCGGGUUGAGGAAGUAGAGAGCGACAAACUCGACACGCCCGCCGUCGGCUUUUGCUGCUGCUGUGUGGCUCCAAUUUAUAAAGUAGAGGGCGUGCGACCGAAGACGCCCUGUUGCUGGGAGGCUUCCGCGACCGAAGAAGGAGCCGCCCCGGGCGUGCGGCAGUUUGUAGAACGUCGGACAAUGGUGUGCCAGACGCCGUGCAUCCCGGAGAGCGUACGAAAGGUCUCGGCGAUUCUCUUGGCCACUGCGAACGUUGCCAUUAUUUUUACGUGGUUGCUUCGAAGUACUCUCCGGGGUCCAAUUAUAGGGACUUUCUUGCUGAGCGCAAUUUGUUUUGGAUGUACAGGAGGAGGAGAG